CAGCAGAGUAUAAAUACGGAGACAAUCAAACCGGUCAACGACUAAUCAGACAAGUAAAUGGAAAGACCGACGAGACAGCGGAUUUUAACGAGUUAUGACGCAGUUCAUUUAGCGCUAAGAGGUGUUAGGGUUAGCUAGCUUGGUUCAGCAGCAGGGCUAAACUGUGGGAACAUAAACAAGGAGCUACUCGCUUCUGACAGACCGCUGCCAGCCGGUCACUCAGCAUGGCAGUCAAUAAAUCCAAAGUCUGCGUUGGUUUCAUAGUUUUAGGUGUGCUAUCGACAUUUUUUGGUAUAAUUCUUGUGUUUGUUGGACCAGUCAUCAUCAACGACCAAGUAGUAAAGAACACGAUGAUCGAUCCAAAGAAUGAGCUGUCUUACACAAUGUGGAAGGACCUCCCUGUGCCCUUCUUCAUGUCGGUCUACUUCUUUAAUAUCCUGAACCCAAAGGAGGUCCUGAAAGGAGAGAAGCCCAUGGUGGAGGAGCGAGGUCCUUAUGUGUACAGAAAGUACUGCCAGAAAGAAAACAUCACCUUCCACCCCAACGGCACCGUGUCCUACAGAGAAUACAGAAGAUACUCGUUUGAGCCGUCCAUGUCUGUUGGUAACGAGUCAGAUGUAGUCACUAUUCCCAACAUGUUGGUGCUGGGUGCAGCAGUGAUGUUGGAGGAUCUGCCUUCUGGUGUGCUUUUCUUGAUCAGCUCCACCUUCAAAUUUUUUAAAGAAGGUCCCUUCCUGACUAAGACUGUGGGAGAGCUGAUGUGGGGUUAUGAUAGUGACCUGGUGGAGUUCCUGAGUACGUACCUGCCCGGGAUGCUGCCCUCAUCAGGGAAGUUUGGUCUCUUUCUUGAUUUCAACAACUCCAACACUGGUCUCUUCACUAUCCACACCGGAAAAGAUGACAUAAAAAAGGUCCACAAAGUCGACUCCUGGAACGGCCUCAAAGAGGUGAGCUACUGGAGGACUCCUCAGUGCAACAUGAUUAAUGGAACAGCUGGGCAGAUGUGGCCUCCAUUCUUGACUAAAGAGAGCACCCUACCUUUCUACAGCCCUGAUGCAUGCAGGUCGUUGGAACUAGUUUACCAGCGGUCUGGAAAGAUGAAAGGCAUUCCUUUGUAUCGAUUUGUUGCACCAAAGACCAUGUUUGCUAAUGGGACAGAUUACACCCCCAACGAAGGCUUCUGCCCCUGCAGGCAGUCCGGUCUGCUCAACGUCAGCUCCUGCCGCAAUAAUGCCCCAGUCUUCAUCUCCCAGCCCCACUUCUUUAACGCCGAUCCGGUGCUACAGGACUAUGUGUUGGGUCUUCAUCCCACUGAGAAGGACCAUGGCCUCUUUAUUGAUAUCCACCCACUAACGGGUGUCCCUCUGAACGUGUCCGUCCGCCUGCAGCUCAACCUUUACAUGAAGAGAGUGCCAGGAAUUACAGAAACUGGGAAAAUUUCUGAGGUGGUGAUGCCAAUGCUGUGGUUUGAGGAGAGCGGGUAUAUAGAUGGACCAGUCCUCACUACGUUCCACAACAACCUAGUUGUUCUACCUGCUGUGAUGCAGUACAUGCAGUAUAUCUUCAUAGCUCUUGGUCUGGUAACGAUUAUAGUUGCAUCCUUGGUGCUGUACAAGGCAAAGCGGUCUCGUAAAUCAGUGUUCUCCACGGUGAUGGAAAACCCCGGGGCAACCGGUUAUGGGAAUGUAAAAGACUCUCAGGAGAAAACUCUGGGUGUCUCAGAGUGAGACACGUGGAAGCAGAGCAGCACCAAGUGGAGACGGGAGCACUGCAGCUGAAGAACGAACCCCCCUGCUGCAACACAACGCAGAGCGACUCACACACACAUAAAACACUGCUUGUAUCAUGAACUGAAACACUUCUGCUCAGUAUGCUUAUAUUAAAAACACCAGUGCUGUAUUUAAAUUGUAAUGUUUACAAGGAAGCCGAAGAUGAAAGCUGAUUUGACGGUUUGUUACCAAAGGAAAAGUUAAUUAUCUGUAGUGGUAACAGCUUUAAAUGUGUUUGUUUGACUGUGAUUGUCUCUGCUGAGCCAAACCAUUUACACGUUUCUCCUCAUUAGGAGGACUAGAGAUCUACUGUAAAAAUAAUGAUUUGUUUAAUUUUUAUAUAUCAUUUUUUUUUACUUGGAAAACAAGGGGAACUAUCAAGAAAAAUGUAUUUGUUUCACCAGAAUUGUGCCUUCAUCUCAAAGGAAGUCUUUCCCUAUCAGAGCAGAUUCAGAAUCAUGUUUUUAGGUGCACUGAUUAUGAAGAUAGUCUAUAAUGUGUUUUUUGUGUCCAUCAGAGGUUUACACAUACAAGUCAGGAGUUCAGAGUCAAGCAGAACAAACACUCCACAUGUAGUACUGUCUUCUGUAAUACUUUAAAUUGUGGUGAGUGCUGUUUGUCAGGCACCUUUUCUACUGAGAAAGUGUAUGAAUUAAAGAGUGUGAAGGUAAAGAAAACUCAUCAAGGUGGACCUGUGAUGUGGGUAAAGCGACCUGGGUUUAACUUUCUCUCUGGCUACUGGGACAGUCUUAUCUACCCAAAACAAAAGUUUGGAAUGAAUGGAUGAAAAUUAUGAACAAGUGUUUAUGAGAGGACUUCAAAAUGGUUAAAAUAAAUGAUAAAUAAUAGGAAAUUAGUAGGCUGCUGAUGCAGUUAAUGUCUGAAGUGUCAGAAAGUAAAAUAUUAUUUGUAGCUAAAAAGACAACUGAACAGCAAUGGAAAGCUCUGUUGCUCAUAAAUUUAACCUAUUGUGUAAGAGAAAUGACUUAAAUACCAUGUAGGGAUAAAGCAGGCCAAUAUUUACCAUUUUUAUAUAUCUGCAUAUACCUCUGUAGUAGUGCCAGUUUAUUAUUUAACACAUGCCACUGUGCUGCUGCUGAAUUUAAUUUAAGUAUAUGUUUAAGUUCCUGGGGUGAACAUAAACUGGUGUUUAUUUUUAUUAACCUGUUUUAUAUUUAGCCCUUUUUUCAGUUUGGUGAUUUGUUUGGUUUUAUCACAAUCCCAGGAUCCACUGAUUUCCCUCUUUCAUAUUCAUUUUCCCUCUACCUUUCCUUACAUUUUUUAUUCAAUUUUUAUUUUUUCUCACCUUAAAACAUAUUUGUAAUCAUUAAAAAAAACUUUUAUACUUAAA
This is a messenger RNA of Nothobranchius furzeri (turquoise killifish), 3120 nucleotides long. RefSeq names its product scavenger receptor class B, member 1 (gene scarb1). Gene Ontology annotation, biological process: recognition of apoptotic cell; cholesterol efflux; cholesterol import. Lineage: Eukaryota; Metazoa; Chordata; Actinopteri; Cyprinodontiformes; Nothobranchiidae. Gene Ontology annotation, cellular component: cytoplasm; caveola. The record is from RefSeq and is a predicted model, not a curated record. Gene Ontology annotation, molecular function: lipid binding; scavenger receptor activity; low-density lipoprotein particle binding.